UAUUCGGAACGCUCCUCGCGCAACCGAGCCGGUUCCGAACCCGAAACCGAAACCGAAUCCGUUUUUAUCAAAGCCAUUUUCGAACGGUGUGCGCGAAUCACUCAUUAAAACCAAAUGGAUGUACAAUAAAAAGUUUUAGCCUCCCCCCUCGGCCAUUGAGAAGUGUGUGUGCUCUACUUAUUCUUUUAUUAUUAUUUCCUCGAAGCCAUUGUCAUCGGUCGCCGUGUGUUGUUGUUGUUGUUGUGUGAGAGUUCCCCGAGUGCGUAGCUUAAAUGCCAAUUUAAGUGGCAGGCGUUUAAUCAAGUCAAGUCUCAGUCUCUAACGCCGCCGCCGACGACGCCUCCGCUGGUGUCACAAAAGCAAACCGGAGUCCUUGGCAAAGCUUCACUUUUCUCCCUCUUGCUGCCAUCAUAGUCCCGGCGCACAUUCACCAAAUUCCCAGUGAAAACAUAGCCAUAAAUUAACAACUAAUUCAAUUAACUGCUGACAACGUCAACGAGCGCCGCUUGGCUUGCAGCGGGAUCUCCUGGUCUGGGAGAGAAAAGCCAGGAAAAGUCGGGUGCCGAGCACUGCAACGCCGCAGGAUAUGCGGCGGGCUGCCUAAGAGGAAUUCCAUUCCUUGUACCAGCCGCCUCCUCUCCUUCACGCGGACGUAGUGCAGCAGUUGCAGGCAGCCAUGAGCGAGCAGAUUGGCAGCAACACCAACGCCAACCCCAAUGCAACUUUCGGUGGCAGUGGCAGCGAUGACGCCUCCAUGGCCGAAAGUGCCGCUGAGAGCGGUCCAGACUUCGAUGCACUUCGCACUGCCUGCGAAACGCGGCUAAAUGGCAGCGGUCAACUAGCGGGAGCAGGAGCCCACUGCGCCGGCACCUUUGAUGGCUGGCUUUGUUGGCCGGAUACGGCCGCCGGCACUUCCGCCUACGAACUCUGCCCGGGCUUCAUCACGGGAUUCGAUCCAGCAAGAUAUGCCCACAAGGAGUGCGGCCUCGACGGCGAGUGGUUCAAGCAUCCGCUGACCAAUAAAACAUGGUCCAACUACACAACCUGCGUAAAUCUCGACGACCUCGAGUGGAGGCACAAUGUGAAUCUGAUCUACGAGGUUGGCUACGGCACCUCCCUGCUGGCCAUUCUACUGUCAUUAGCCAUAUUGGGUUAUUUCAAAUCCCUCAAGUGCGCCCGCAUCACGCUGCACAUGAAUCUAUUCGCCUCUUUUGCGGCCAACAACUCGCUGUGGCUGGUGUGGUAUCUGCUGGUCAUGCCCAAUACGGAGCUGCUGCAACAUAGUCCGAUGCGCUGCGUUGCCCUCCACAUCACCUUACACUAUUUCCUCCUGUCAAACUACUCGUGGAUGCUCUGCGAGGGAUUCUAUUUGCACACCGUCCUGGUGGCCGCAUUCAUUUCCGAGAAGAAGCUGGUCAAAUGGCUGAUCGCCUUCGGCUGGGGCUCCCCGGCCAUCGUCAUUUUCGUCUACAGCAUGGCCCGCGGUCUCGGGGGCACGCCCGACGACCAUAUGCACUGCUGGAUGAACCAAACCGACUACGAUAACAUUCUGGUGGUGCCCGUGUGCAUCUCCAUGUUCCUCAAUCUACUGUUCCUGUGCAACAUUGUGCGUGUGGUCCUCUUGAAGCUGAAUGCCCCGGCCAGUAUUCAGGGCAGUUGCGGUCCAUCGCGAACCAUUUUACAGGCAUUUCGGGCCACACUGCUUUUGGUUCCUCUGCUGGGCCUCCAGUACAUCGUAACGCCGUUUCGUCCUGCACCCGGACAUCCCUGGGAGAAUACAUACGAAAUCAUCUCGGCGUUUACGGCCUCGUUUCAAGGUCUGUGCGUGGCCACUUUGUUCUGCUUCUGCAACGGCGAGGUGAUUGCCCAAAUGAAGCGCAAGUGGCGGAUGAUGUGCUUCAGCAACCGGCCGCGGACAAAUUCCUAUACAGCUACUCAGGUCUCGUUCGUGCGCUGCGGACCGCCAAUGCCAGGAGAGGAGAAGGUAUGACUAAAGGACAUGUCGGGCAAGCGACGCGCCUCCUCGGGCCCCCUACAACACCACCAACACCACAGCCAGCAGUCAUCCUUGGAACAGCAGAGAGCUCGAAGCCAGAGCCUGGCCAGCAGUUCAUCGGCCUUUCUCGACGGCUGGCGCAGCCGGAUGCCGUUCCUGAAACGCCGCCAAACUAUCGACAAUUCCCGCCAAAGUCAACCACUCAUGGAGGAGCGGGAAAACGCUGGCGGUGCUUCGAUCCCUCUGGCAAAAACCGGGUCAGGUGCCGUCGACAGACCGACAUUGAUGACAACCAUUGCGGAAGAUGUUGCCGAGGCAGGAACGGCAGCAACAACAACAUUAUCAGAUGCAGCAGCAACAUCCGUUGCAGGAAUAGGAGCAGGAGCAACUGGAGCAGAGGAUAACCAUCCCAACGGAAUGGGCACUGUCAUCGUUCGCAUGGAGAGAGCUGGCCAGCAGAACAUGGCCGAUGAGGCGCUUUAGGUUAAUCCCUUCGAGUCAAACAACAUCUCAUAGUUUAAGCCACUGUAAUACCAAAACCAAAACAGGUCAAGAACCCAAAACCCCACCAAAAGCAACCAUUGAACGCAUUGAACCCACUUAGUAUCACAUAGGAAUGUUCCUGAAGAACCCAAAGGGUUUUAAAGUAAUAUUGAGGGUGUCUAAAAGUAGGCAACCGAAUUUGUUUUUAAAAGCAAAGUUUAACUUAUUUAUGAUCUUAAGUAUUAAAUGUUUCUUAGUAAUUUACACUUAAUUAUUAUUUAAAGAUUAAGAAUCUAUCAAGGAUUAACCAUCACUAACAGCAUUUUGAAAUUGUUCACUACAUAUUAACUUUAACGCCAUAAAUAUUUCACAGCAUACUUUCAGACACCCAAAAUAUUGUUAGAAAACUUCUGAAACAUCCAGAACCACUUCGUUAGCCAACGAGUCUGAAAUAUAUUUCGCAACCAUUUUGCACCAUGCUGAAUGUUAAGUUUUUAUAGUAAAAUCCACGAGUUUUCCUUGGUUUCCCUAGAUUGCAGAAUGCGAAAUAAAUUUCAGCCUUUCUGCUGGCAACGGACCCACUUGAAUGAGAACAUAUUUAUUGUACCUAUGAAUGUAAGAAUUUAUGUGGAUAUUAAAUAUCAUUGUUGUCUUAAGUGUUAAGCGUAUCCUAGGAGUAGUCCCUCCUCUCCCACGCCCAAAAAAUAUAUCUCUCUCUCUCUGUGGUAAGCUGAGCUUUCUGGCAAUCGCUUUUAGUGUGUCUAUGAAUGUACGCAAAUGUAAUAAAAUUUUAAUUAUAUGUA
Messenger RNA from Drosophila eugracilis, 3282 nucleotides. RefSeq names its product calcitonin gene-related peptide type 1 receptor (gene Dh31-R). The transcript is spliced from 11 exons. Gene Ontology annotation, cellular component: plasma membrane. Gene Ontology annotation, molecular function: G protein-coupled peptide receptor activity. The record is from RefSeq and is a predicted model, not a curated record. Gene Ontology annotation, biological process: cell surface receptor signaling pathway; adenylate cyclase-modulating G protein-coupled receptor signaling pathway. Lineage: Eukaryota; Metazoa; Arthropoda; Insecta; Diptera; Drosophilidae.